AUGGGCGUAGAGGCAACUGAUGAAAUUAGUGGAAUUACAAAGUCAAUGGGCAGUGAUACGUCUCCAGGGUUGAAUGACGACUUAGUUAGUUUUGGUCAUGACCAUAAUGGGUCGCAGUCAUUUACAAGUUGGAGAGCGGCAUAUCAUCAUCAGCGUUCUGCUUCCUCUUUAUCAUCCUUUGCUCAAAAACAUGACUCUUCAAUACUGCUAGGUGUGAAUACAUUAUCCGAAUCAAGCAUAUCUCCAUUAGGCAAAAAUUCGAUUUUUGAGCUUGUUCAAAAUAUAAACUACAAUAAGCGAGCCACAAGUUCUGGGCAGCUUCUUCUUGGCAGUGCCCAAGCUCUGGUGAAUUUGAAGGGUCCUACCAAUAGAGAUAUACCAAGUACUCAGUUAGCGAAAAUUGAGAAGAUCAAGUCUCCUCAAUUAAGGAAUCACUCAGAGUCUCUCGAAAAUGACUAUUUCAAGUUCAAACAGAAUAAAACACUCACAGCAUCAACCCUCGAGGCUUUAAUAUGCCGAUUAGACGAGGAAGAAACCAUAACUGCAGAAAAUGAUAUACAUCCCAAAUUCAAAUAUGAUGAUUUUGAAAGACAGGAGGCUGACCUUGAUCAGAAUUCACUGUCCCACAUUCCAGAAGUUUAUUUUGACAGUGACUUCAGACUGGAUGACCCAAAAAUCUUUUCUCAAAUUCUCAAGAAUAAAACGAUCUUGGAUGAUACGACUGAUUUCAAUCCAGACGGCACUAAGAAACUUAAACUAGAAAGUGAUGAACUACAAGAGAAUUUGUCAUCUUAUUUGGACAUAAUUGAAGUCCAAUUGAUUAGGGAAAUUUCUAAAUCCUCGGGCUCCUUCUUUAGUGCUCUCGAUGAUUUGAAGAGUACUACUGCGAAAUCGAAAAAUCUGGUUACCAGACUUCGAAAAUUGGACGCCCGACUUCAAACAGUGGAGGAAUCUCAGGCAAAUAGAGCAAUGGAAAUACUGGAUUUAACGAAGAAGCGUGAGAAUGUGGAGAAAUUGGAACAGGCUCUGGUUCAAAUCUUCACCAUUUUGCAUCAAGCAGAUAUGGCCGAGUCAUCGUAUUAUAAUGCCAAUUACGGCAAGGCGCUAGAACUCGCAGAUUCAGUUUUCGCCCUGAUUCGGGGGAAUAAUCCUGCACAUCCUCUGGUGGACCUGAUAGCUGAGAACUGGCCAUUUAAAUUACUUGAUAUGAACAGGAUUUCAGCUCUGACACCUUUGAAAAAACUACUUGUCAACUUGGUCGCUGAUACUGGAAAGUCGUAUUCAAAGUUGUUCAAUGACACAUUGAUUAAUGAUCUAAGAGACCAUUACGAACACGUUUCACAAACUGAAACUUUGAGAAGAUUGGAUCAAAAUCUGAGCCGCGGUAAAAGCCAGGAUACGAUCAGUAUAAAUUUGGAUUACGAGCAUCUCGAUGAACACUUCAUUUCUCGAUUGAAAGAGUAUUUAAACGGCCUUGCAAGAUGCGGUGAGCUGAAAGCUUCUUUCAAUAUGUAUCAAGAGAAAUUCUUAUCAGAACUAAAGGGCAUCAUUCGGGCCAAUUUGCCUUCAGAAAAUACAGAUAAUGUGAUAAAAGGCAGCAUUUCAGGGCUUUCGGAUGGCACUAGGAGCACAUCUACACACAGUAAUGGUUCAGGAGGGUUGGCCAGUACGGUGAAGACAAUGACACCUCGUGAAUUUGAAGAUCUGUUGUUGAAAACAUACACACAGCUUUCAGAAGCCUUACGUCGCUUGACCACUCAUAGAAAGAUCUUAUUAGGGAUGACAUUAGAUGCAAUAGCUGCAUUGGACCCUUCAUUCACAGAAAACCAACCAGACAUGGCACUGGACUUUGACUUGACUAAUGCGAUAGCGGAGUCGAUUGACAUAGCACAAAGACGCAUGGCGAAAAUUAUCAAUGUUCGUGAAUCUCAGAACUCCUCUAUCACACUCGAAUACUUCAUGAGAUUCUUCAGUCUCAAUGCCAUGUUCCUGGUUGAGUGUGAGCUCAUCUCAAGUGGCGCUUCGAAAACCUCAGCUCUGCAAGAUGUUAUGUCCAACCAACUUAAAAAGUUCAAUAUACAGUAUCACCGGACCACAUUGAGAAUAGCAUCUCAACUAAUAGAGAAGGAAACAUGGAAGGAAUGCACAAUUUCAUCCACAACGCAGGUGCUCUUGAAUCAAAUUCUAGAUGCUUCUUCUGGUGACUUCGACGAAAGCCUUUGGCUAGAACCAUAUUCUAUUUUCAAUACCAUAUCUAUGCAAGACACACCACAGGUCAACUCAAGUGAAAGGAAGACAAUAGUGAUCGAUGGAAAAUCAAUGAUCGUACCAGAAGUAACUUCAGAUAUUCUCAAAAUGAUAAAAAGUUACUUGCUAAUCAAAAUAAAGUUUGGUGCAUCCAACGACAACUACAUUAUCGAGUUUUUGAGACUUGUCAAUUCGAAAUGCCAUCAGGCUGUCCUAGGAGCCCAGGCUACACGUACAGCAGGCUUGAAGCAUAUUACUCCUAAAUAUCUCGCCGUUGCAUCCCAGUUCGUGGGGUUUUUGUUUUCUUUAACACCAUACCUUCGACGAUUUUUUGGGAAGUAUCCAAAGACCGACGCCUAUAUUAAGGAUGAAUUUCAAAAGGUUGCAGAACUAUUUCAUGAUCACCAAGUUGAAAUAUUUGACAAGCUCACCACGUUGAUGACGGAUAGGAUCAACGUCCAUGCUGUGGAAAUAAAGUCAAUCGAUUGGUCCAAUCCUCUCCAGCAUCAACAAGUGCACCAAUACAUGGAGACACUAGUCAAAGAGACGUUAACAAUUGCAAGGGUUCUCCAAAGGUAUUUACCGGAGGAGCAAUAUGCCCGAGUCCUAUCCAGCAUCUUCAGAGGAUAUGAACGCUCCCUUACCGACAUUUACACCAAAAUUGGAUUAAAAGAUUCUGUGGAAAAAGCAGUGGUAAUGCGAGACAUUGAUUAUUUUAGAGAUAGGUUGAAUGAGGUCACAGGCUACGAAAAUUCAGGUCAGCGAAUUUGGGAAUGCGUUAAUGCGUUGUCGACAGAAGAAGAAUCUCGCAUGGAGGCCGUGAUGCGAAAUAACCUCAUUGAAGAAAAAGGUAUUGAAGAACAAAGGUUGCAGAACCAAGAGGACGAUUGCACUUUACGAACCGAGAAUCUCUCUUGA
Ogataea parapolymorpha DL-1 is the source of this 3165-nucleotide messenger RNA. Its product is annotated as Component of the GARP (Golgi-associated retrograde protein) complex. Gene Ontology annotation, molecular function: syntaxin binding. The coding region runs from base 1 to 3165 and encodes 1054 amino acids. NCBI's taxonomy places the organism in Eukaryota, Fungi, Ascomycota, Pichiomycetes, Pichiales, Pichiaceae. The transcript has a single exon. The record is from RefSeq and is a predicted model, not a curated record. Gene Ontology annotation, biological process: Golgi to vacuole transport; retrograde transport, endosome to Golgi. Gene Ontology annotation, cellular component: GARP complex.